This is a messenger RNA of Saccharomyces kudriavzevii IFO 1802, 2244 nucleotides long. RefSeq names its product Lcd1p (gene LCD1). Gene Ontology annotation, biological process: DNA damage checkpoint signaling. The record is from RefSeq and is a predicted model, not a curated record. The transcript has a single exon. The coding region runs from base 1 to 2244 and encodes 747 amino acids. Lineage: Eukaryota; Fungi; Ascomycota; Saccharomycetes; Saccharomycetales; Saccharomycetaceae.
AUGAGACAAGAAGCAUCCUGUGAAUUUUCUUCUGACGACGAUGAUGACGAUAUUCUCUUAGAAUUAGGAACAAGGCCUCCAAGGUUCACCCAGGUACCGUCAUCAUCAGUAGCGCUGGAAACGCAACUGCCUGCCGCCCUCAGCGCUCCCAACUCUACAUCCAAUAAAAAGAGUGAUAAUGAGAACGUGCUGAUGAACCAGCUGAAUAAGGCUCAAGGUGAGGCAAGCAUGCUUCGUGAUAAAAUGAAUUUCUUGAAAAUUGAAAGAGAAAAGGAGAAGAACUCUCAAGUCAUCAAAGCAAGUGAAUUGCAGGCCAAACAUCUUCAAGAAUUGGCCAAACUAAAGCAGGAAUUACAGAAGCUAGAGGACGAAAAGAAGUUUUUACAAAUGGAAGCGAGAGGGAAGUCUAAGAAGGAGGUCACGGCGACCGCAAACGCACCAUCAACAGCAUCGCCUGCGAAUACAAAAACCAUAACACCAGAUUCUUCAUCAGUUGCAAUAGAAGCAAAAACACAGUCGCCGCGCUUAAAAAAACGUAGGAUUAACGAUAGUUUGCCAAAAAAAAAUAUAGUACCUUUGAAUCCCAAUAGGAUUAUCCCCGAUGAAACAAGUUUAUUUCUCGAAUCUCUGUUGCUUCACCAAAUAAUAGGUGCAAACUUAAGCACAGUGGAAAUAUUAAACAGGUUGAAACUUGAACAUAUCAAUGAGUUCAAUUUCAAGAAUUUUGUCAUAUCUAAGGGCUCCCCCAUAGGGAAGUCAAUAGUUUUUUUGCUCUUACGAUGUAAAAAAACCUUGACACUCGACAGAUUCAUAGACACCUUACUAGAAGACAUAGCCGUGCUCAUUAAGGAAAUAUCAUUGCACCCCCAUGAGUCAAAAUUGGCUGUCCCAUUUUUGGUUGCGUUAAUGCACCAGAUUAUACAGUUCCGUCCCAGUGCUACUCAUAAUUUAGCUUUGAAGGAUUGUUUCCUCUUUAUUUGCGACCUAAUAAAGAUCUAUCAUCAUGUAUUGAAAAUACCAAUACAUGAGCCAAACAUGGAUCUGCAUGUAGGGCCUCAAAUCUUCCAAUACGAGCUAAUAGAGUAUCUGGUUAUUUCAUAUUCAUUUGAUCUCCUAGAAACUAUUGUAAGAGUUUUACAAUCGCACCCUAAGCAGACCUAUAUGGAGUUUUUCGAUGAAAAUAUACUGAGGUCAUUCGAAUUUGUUUACAAAUUAGCAUUAACCAUCUCAUACAAACCCAUGAUAAAUGUAAUAUUCAGUGCAGUUGGAGUGCUCAAUGUUGUCACUAAUAUCACUUUAAAUAUGGAGAACCCGUCAGACCUCAAGUCUUUAAUAAGCAGCAGCUGGUGGAGAGACUGUAUUACAAGAUUAUAUUCUCUUUUGGAAAAAGAGGUCAAGAGCGGCGACGCAUACGAUGAAAAAGUCGAUAAUACAACUCUUCAUAUGUCUAAAUUUCACAACUUCUUUGGAUUAGUCCGAAAUAUUGGCGACAAUGAACUGGGAGGAUUAAUAUCAAAGUUGAUCUAUGAUGACCGGUUGCAAAGUAUACCGAGAGUAAUCUCUAAAGAAGACAUACUAGUAGACAACGACAAAUUUGUCGCACCUAUAAUAAAUUACAAAUUAGAAAGAUGGUUCUUAAAAUUAAAGGACGAGAUAUUGAAUAUCUUUGAAAACCUUUUAAUGAUAUAUGGGGAUGAUACAAACAUAAUAAAUGGAGAAAUGCUCAUACACACCUCUGAAUUCUUAUCAAGGGAACAGGCAUUGAUGGCGGAAAGAUAUGUGGGGCAAGAUUCUCCGAACCUGGACCUUAGAUGCCAUCUUAUUGAACAUACUUUGACAAUAAUUUACAGGCUAUGGAAAGACCAUUUUAAACAGCUGCGUGAAGAACAAAUCAAGCAGGUAGAAAGCCAACUGAUCAUGUCAUUAUGGAGAUUUCUAGUAUGUAAAACUGAGAACGUGACAGCGAACGAAAGAGAAAUGAGAGAUCAUCGACAUCUUAUAGAUAGUUUGCAUGACCUAACAAUAAAGGAUCAAGCUUCUUAUUACGAAGACGCUUUUGAGGAGUUACCAGAAUACAUUGAAGAAGAAUUGAAGGUGGAGUUGAAUAAUAGGACUGCAAGAAUAAUGCAAGUGAAAUACGAUGAAAAAUUUCAAGAGAUGGCGAGGAGUAUUCUUGAAUCAAAAUCGUUUGAUUUAACCACAUUAGAGGAGGCGGAUUCACUAUAUAUUUCGAUGGGACUGUGA